GGGAGUCACAGGUCCGGCGCACGCGAGGGCCGGGCGCGCGCAACCGGCACGCGGGUGAAAGUCCUCGGAGGCGCGGCGGGCGGUGCGUAGGCACGGGCUCUGCCGCAGGAGCCGCGGCCCGCACCCGCUCCAGCGCCCGCGGCGGUCAGUGGCCACAGGCCCGCCGUGUCCCCCCGCGCACUGAGGUCCCCACCGGCCCUCGCCAGCCCUCGCGCAGCGUGCGAUGGCCCCGCGCAAGAAUGCCAAGGGCGGCGGCGGCAAUAGCAGCAGCAGUGGCUCCGGCAGCGGCAGCACGAGCGCGGGCAGCAGUGGAGGCAGCAGCAGCCCCGGGGCCCGGAGAGAGACAAAACACAAGAACGGGAAGAAAGGAGGACUUUCUGGAAGUUCAUUCUUCACGUGGUUUAUGGUCAUUGCAUUGCUGGGAGUCUGGACGUCCGUAGCUGUUGUUUGGUUUGAACUUGUUGAUUAUGAGGAGGUUCUAGGAAAACUAGGAAUCUAUGAUGCUGAUGGUGAUGGAGAUUUUGAUGUGGACGAUGCCAAAGUUUUAUUAGGACUUAAAGAAAGAUCUGCUUCAGAGCCAACAGUCGCACCAGAAGAGCCCGAGCCAUAUGCUGACCCAGAGGAGGCUCCCAUGAGGGCAGAACCCCGAUAUAUCGAAGAUGAAGUAACAGAACAAAUUCAGCCCCUUCUCCAUGACAUGGUAUACACAGAACAUGCUGAAGGAGAAGACCUGCAGCAACAAGAGGGUGGACCGGUGGGAGAACCACAACCAGAGGAUAACGAUUUCCUUACAGCAACUGACGUAGAUGAUCAAUUCGAGACCCUGGAACCUGAAACAUUUCAUGAAGAAACUGUGGACAGUUACCAUGGGGAAGAGACAGUUUCACAGGACUAUAAUCAGGAUAUGGAAGAGAUGAUGUAUGAACAGGAAAAUCCAGAUUCCAGUGAACCAGUAAUAGAUGAUGAAAGACUGCACCAUGAUGCAGAUGGUGUAACAUAUCAAGACUAUGAUGAGCAAGUAUAUGAACCUUCAGAAAACGAACCUUUGGAAAAUGAACCUUCAGAAAAUGAAGCGAUAGAAAUCUCCGAUAAUGCUGUGGAAGAUUCAAGCAUAAUUUCAGAAGAAGUAAGUGUCCCCCCAGUAGAAGAACACCAGGAAGUACCACCAGAAACAAAUAAAAAAAUGGAUGAUCCAGAACCAAAAGAGAAAGUUAAGAAAAAGAAGCCUAAACUUUUAAACAAAUUUGAUAAGACUAUUAAAGCCGAACUUGAUGCUGCAGAGAAACUCCGUAAAAGGGGAAAAAUUGAGGAAGCAGUGAAUGCAUUUAAAGAACUAGUACGCAAAUACCCUCAGAGUCCACGAGCAAGAUAUGGAAUGGCCCAGUGCGAAGAUGAUUUGGCUGAGAAGAGAAGGAGCAACGAGCUGCUGCGCAGGGCCAUCGAGACCUACCAAGAGGUGGCCAGCCUGCCCGACGUCCCCACGGACCUGCUGAAGCUGACUUUGAAGCGGCGCUCAGACAGACAGCAGUUUCUAGGUCAUAUGCGAGGUUCCCUGCUCACCCUGCAGAGAUUAGUUCAACUAUUUCCCAAUGAUACUUCCUUAAAGAAUGACCUUGGAGUGGGAUACCUCUUGAUAGGAGAUAAUGACAAUGCCAAGAAGGUUUAUGAAGAGGUUCUUAGUGUGACACCUAAUGAUGGCUUUGCUAAAGUCCAUUAUGGCUUCAUCCUGAAGGCACAGAACAAGAUUGCGGAGAGCAUUCCCUAUUUAAAGGAAGGAAUAGAAUCUGGGGAUCCUGGAACCGAUGAUGGCAGAUUUUAUUUCCACCUGGGAGAUGCCAUGCAGAGGGUUGGGAACAAAGAGGCAUACAAGUGGUACGAGCUUGGGCACAAGAGAGGACAUUUUGCAUCUGUCUGGCAGCGCUCGCUCUACAACGUGAAUGGUCUGAAAGCUCAACCUUGGUGGACCCCAAAAGAAACCGGCUACACAGAUCUAGUAAAGUCCUUAGAACGACACUGGAAGUUAAUCCGAGAUGAAGGCCUUGCAGUGAUGGAUAAAGCCAAAGGCCUCUUCCUGCCUGAGGAUGAAAACCUGAGGGAGAAGGGAGACUGGAGCCAGUUUACACUGUGGCAGCAAGGAAGAAAAAAUGAAAAUGCGUGUAAAGGAGCUCCUAAAACCUGUACUCUACUGGAAAAGUUCCCCGAGACUACAGGAUGCAGAAGAGGACAGAUCAAAUAUUCCAUCAUGCAUCCCGGAACUCAUGUGUGGCCUCACACGGGGCCCACAAACUGCAGGCUCCGAAUGCACCUGGGCUUGGUGAUCCCCAAGGAAGGCUGCAGGAUCCGAUGUGCCAACGAGACCAAGAUGUGGGAGGAAGGCAAGGUGCUCAUCUUUGACGACUCCUUUGAGCACGAGGUGUGGCAGGACGCUUCAUCUUUCCGGCUUAUAUUCAUCGUGGAUGUGUGGCACCCGGAGCUGACACCCCAGCAGAGACGCAGUCUUCCUGCAAUUUAGCAGGAAAUUCGUGCAAGCGUGGAACACUGGAGAGAGGCUGCCUUUCUGGCUCCAUCUCCUUGGGCGUGAGGAUAGAAAUUCGAACACCAAGGCUCUUAAUUUCUUUGACUUGCGGCCUGAAAAAUUCUAAGCCUCCUCCUAGGGUUAGAAGACACUAAAGGGAAUAUUUGCAUUAUCGCGAUUCAAUUAGAAAACACCCUGCUGUGUUUCUCCCAUGACAGCACUGGUCUUAUGCCCAUAUUUAAGGUGAACAUUUGAUAGCUUCUACCUUGCCAGCCAAAGAUAUUUUUUUGACAUAGGAUAGGUCUAAAUCAGUGUACAAUGAGGAUAUAUGUAGAAACUGUGAAUGGAUUGCUUUAGUUUGUAACUGUCUAUGCAGUUAUAUUUUUCUAGGGUAGCUAGACUAGUCUGUCAUCAUGUACCACUACUUUUUUGUUGAUUUUAAUGACAAGCUGUGUAAAUGCUUUCUCUCUCGCUGUUUAAUGGUAAUAUUCCUGGUGAACUCAGACCUCCCUCUUUUAAUUCUUUUUAGUAAAAGACACUCAUGAAAAAAGCAAUUUUAUUUUCCUAAUACAAAAAAGGAAGAUAUCAUCAUGCCAACAUCUAUGAACUGUACUGAUCCCUACCCUUGAGUCUGUUUGCUUUUUUAUCUUCAUUGAGAUCAAGAUGUGUAAUUUCUCCUUUCACUAUGCUAAUAGUGGAAAUAUUGUCAAAAUCUUAUUUCUCUCUAAAAGGAAAUUUUUACACUAGAAAAAGGCAUAGAAUCAUUUUAUAUUAAGUUAUACAAAUACCACAUUGUAAAUGCUUUUAAUGCAAAGCAUUAGGGCUUGGGGGGAAAAAGUCAAAUUUAUGGAAAUAAACAUUUUCUCUCAGGAUUAGGUGGACUGGUAGCCGCUAGGGUGUCUGACUCCUGCCGCUUUGCCAUCUGUGAGACAGAGCCUGGGAAUCCAAAGUGCCCUUCCCUAUGACGGAUCCAUGUGAGCGACAGGAAGACAGCCCUUUGGUCCUUGAGAUGAUUCUUGUCACAAUAUUAUAGAAAUAUUAAGGACGGCAGAAUGGAAGGUCACCAAGAAUGCUAGGAUCUUUGUAGGGAUGUCGAGACUGCUUUCCUCUUUGAGAGAGUUUGGAAGAAUCUUCCAUCUCUCUGGCUUAAGAAACUUCUGCCAUUUAAGCACCACUUUGAAAUAACAAUUAUUAUCCAUAUUUACUGUUAAUAUUACCCAUGACAUAGAAAUAACAGUUGAAAAAUGGUCUUGCCUACUCAUUCCAAAGGUGAUGGAGCCAUUAAUUUAGUAAGUAUUAGUGCAUUAGAUGUUGUAUUUUUUAAACCAAAGCUAACUGAAAAUGUUGGCUGUGAGAAUGUCACGAUAUUCACGCACUGAAUUCUAAGCCAAUAUGAACAAAAAUGCUGCAGAAAUGGCACAUAGGUCACCUCAUUUCAUUCCUAGGUAGAAAAACCUGUGCUUUCUUUUCGAUCUAAGAACAAAGGAGGAGGUUUUCUUUACCUCAUUUAAAAAACCGUUCUUCAAAAUGGACAUUGGCCCUUUUUGCUUGACCUUAAGGGCAUUAGCUUUCAGUAGAAGAAUUUGCAAAAUAUUUGUCCUGUUCCUUCCGUUUUGCUGUGUGUUCAAAAAUCCCACUAAAUCAGGUGAAAAGGCACGGGAGGAAAAUUAUCAAAGUUAAUUACCAAAGUCCGGAAGAGAAGGCAAACUCUUGAAAAAUAAAAAGUUGUUAUGUCCUUCAGUAUUUAUUGAACAGAGGAAAUGACUGACAAAGGGCAAUACAAUUCAAUGCUCAUGUAGGAACAUUUGCGUCACUUACUGAAUUUGGUUCUUAUAUGUAUAUUGCAUAUACAUAAAGAAAUUCAUACUAUAAGUUGUCAUUGUUGAGGCAUCAUCUUACAUUCAUGUAAUGAAAUUAUGGAAUAGAGUAAAAACUAGCUCUUAGUAAAUAUAACAUGGUAUUUAAAAUCGGGCCACUACAGUAGGAUUCUAAAUAUUGCCAAUUGAAAAGCUAGAAGUUAUUAUUACUGUUGCAAACUGUUGGCAAUAAUGGACUCCAAUAGCAUUGUAAAUACUUGGAUCCCACAACUAUUUUAUAAACCCAAGCAAUAAAAUGGAUUUUCUAGUUCUUUUAAUUCUUUAUUUCUCUUACCUAUGUCUUGGUCCAUAAAAAAAGUGUUUCAGUCACUGCACUGGUAGAAUUAUUUCAGUGUUAUUAUUUUGUGAUUUGAAAUGUCUACACAAAAUGAAUUGGUUUUAUUUAUACCGUGAUGCAAUUAUUUGAGAAAUAUUUUUAAUUCUAUUUCAAUUUUAUUUCUCCAAGGGUAUAGUAUAAAAAUUACUUCUGUUAUUAUUCUCUACUGGUAGGAAAAAAAUUAAAACAUUAGAUCCAUUGAGAAAGAGAUAUAAUAAAUGGUUAAGACUAGUAAUAAUAUCUAUCGGGGGUCAUUAUGGCCAGCUGAAUCACCUCUUUCCUUUGAAUAAUUCAGCUAACAAAUUAACCCUCCCAAAUACUGGAAAUGUAAAGUCAUAUUUUACUGGCCAUUAUCAACUAAAAUAUUUUUUAUUUGACAUUGAGCACCAACUGGUCAUACUAAUAAAUGCCCAUGUCAUGCACAUGGCUGGGCAAAUAAGAGAUAUGUAAAAAUAUGUACUGGUCUUGGGAAACAUGGCACAAGAAAGGGUAUCAUAUCCUGUGAUAUCUGUUUAUUUUAUAUCUGAUUUCCUAGUUGGGGACUCCAUUUCUAAGGAGAAUAGAUAAAGAAAUAAAAUUAUCUUUGGCAUUUCA
Molecule: messenger RNA, 5302 nt
Organism: Lemur catta (Ring-tailed lemur)
Lineage: Eukaryota; Metazoa; Chordata; Mammalia; Primates; Lemuridae
Gene: ASPH
Product: aspartate beta-hydroxylase
Exons: 25
Coding region: 224-2512 (762 amino acids)
Biological process (GO): peptidyl-aspartic acid hydroxylation
Cellular component (GO): membrane; endoplasmic reticulum
Molecular function (GO): peptidyl-aspartic acid 3-dioxygenase activity; protein binding
Source: RefSeq, a predicted model, not a curated record